CCUAUUGCUUAUUUAGGUUUUUUUUGAAAAUUCAGUUGCUUGUUGAUGCUACUGGAUAGCCGAGGUUAUUCGAUCGUAGACCAUGGACGACGUUGAUCGAUUGUUCCAGUGUUUCAGAUGCGGAGUUUCUCCUCCUGAAUCGGCUGUAAAAGAAAGAAGAGCAAGUAACAGGUUGAAGCAAGUAAAACCCAUACAUGAUUUGGCCAAAACAUCAAGCCCACUGUCUGCAAAAUCGACAAACCCAGAAAAUGCCCAUGAAGAUGCUCAGGUUAAUUCCUCUACAAUUAAAGAAAACACGGUUGUUAAACAGAAGGAUUUCUCUCCUAUCAUAUUUUAUGGUUCGCCACAUGGUGUCCCUCCAAAAAAGCCUACCCGCUUGUUGCGAUUAUUGCGUGAGAUACGUAUUGACCUUGCUAAGCAGAAUAAACCAAGGGAAAAAAUAUGGUAUACAUUCCCGAGGCAGGAUCACGCAAUGAAGUUCUCAAAAGACCAUCCACAUGCACGCAUUUUCUGUUACCAAGAUCAUGCAAAUGGCCAAAGAAGGUUCCUUGUUACGUCAUAUGAGGAGUUUUGGCAAAGGUACAAAAGUAUGAAUCCAAAAUCACGGCACCAUUAUGAAGUGAUUCAGGAGGGAUUGCCAUGCCACCUGUAUUUUGAUUUGGAGUUCGAUAAGUGGUGCAAUGCUGAAAAGAAUGGCGAUGAAAUGGUUGAUAUACUGAUAUCAGUUGUUUUUGAAAUCCUUUCUGAUAAGUACUCCAUUGAGGCCAAACAAGACUGGAUUAUAGAACUUGAUUCUUCAACUGAAGCAAAGUUUUCACGGCACCUAAUUAUUUGCUUGGAAAAGGCUGCUUUUAAGGACAACUCACAUGCUGGUGCAUUUGUUGCUGAGGUAUGUUCAAAGAUCAACAAUGCAAGGGAGAACAAUGAAAGAUAUGAAAGCUUAUUUGUUAAUAAAGAUUCGAAUUCUGCUGGAAUCUCAUGCAAUCUUUUUGUGGAUACUGCUGUUUAUACAAGAAAUCGUUGCUUUCGCCUCCAUUUAUCAUCAAAAGCAGGGAAAAAAGCUAUUCUUCUACCAAGUGGGCGUUUCAAGUGUAAGAACAUGAGUGAGGAAGAAGUUUUUAUGGCAUCAUUGAUAUGCAGAAUGGACAAUGACUGUGAAAAGCUUCUCAUAUGCAAGAUGGAUCUAGAAUGUGUGAGAGCUCUGCACUUUGAUACAGAGGUGACCUAUGACGUACAAAAGCAUUCAGAAUCAUCUCAACAAUUUACAGUAAGUGCUUAUACAAGUGAUCUGUCCAGUACUUAUUUGAUGGGGAGAUCACCCUUUCCUGCUUUAGACUUGUUCGUGGAAUCUGUUGCCUCCACAGGAAAUAUACCAGGAAAGAUCUAUAGUUGGUAUUGGAUCUCAGAGUAUGGGUUGAUGGUUUACAGUAUGUCAAGAAAUAGGUUUUGCGAACGAAUUGGUAGAGAGCAUAAAAGCAAUAAUGUUUUAUAUAUUCUCGGUCUAAGAAGUGGUGUUUAUUAUCAGAAGUGUCAUGAUCCUGAUUGCCAAGGAUAUCGAUCCCCAUUCCGCAUCAUCCCUUCAGAUGUUGUUAAUGGUACUAGACAAUUAUUAAAUCCCGAAGGGUCAGUUAAUGAUAACUUGGAACAUCAGUUUGCUGAAGAUGGUGGUGAUCACAUAAUGUGUCAUAGUGAUGACAACAUAACAAACAGCUGCAAGAAAGACGGAUGGUGGAGUGAAGCUAUACGAUUUGCAGACAACAUUGAGAAAAUCCAAAAUUCGCAGCAGUACACUGAAAUGGAUGAAGGAAAUGAUGGAGAUGAAGAAGAUUGGUGGAAAGCAGCAGAAAGAACAGCAGCUGAGACUGAAGUGAACUUCUUCAGCCAAAUCUAAGCUGUCUUAACCUCUACUAAGGUCUGUCCAUCUAUAUGUACUGCAUUUUGUUUACGGCUAAGGAAGAAUACCCAUGAUACAACGUUGCUGAUAUUGUGGGGUUGUAGUUAUACAUGGGAAUAUGAUCAAUCUACUUUAUUGAUUUUAUAUUUCCAUGAAGUUUCUAUCUGUUUAUUAUUCUAAUGUUCUAGUUUAGAAGAUGAUUAGCAGCCUCACAUAUUUUUGUAGUUUUAGACAUGAACAAGAGGAGAGUUGAGAGAAGAAUAUCCAUGACACAAUAGUUAAAGGGUAACUAAUGAACAUGCUUUUUCAUGCCACGUGUCAACCCUUAAUUUGUUUAUUUUUCAUGGGUAAUUUAAGAAUUGUGGGUUGAAUUGUUAUUUCAAUUUUAAUCUGCCUCUUGAUUCUUUCUAAUUAUUCAUGUAUGAUUAGUUU
Molecule: messenger RNA, 2326 nt
Organism: Impatiens glandulifera
Lineage: Eukaryota; Viridiplantae; Streptophyta; Magnoliopsida; Ericales; Balsaminaceae
Product: DNA-directed primase/polymerase protein
Exons: 14
Coding region: 83-1891 (602 amino acids)
Biological process (GO): mitochondrial DNA replication; error-prone translesion synthesis; response to UV
Cellular component (GO): mitochondrial matrix; nucleus
Molecular function (GO): DNA-directed DNA polymerase activity; chromatin binding
Source: RefSeq, a predicted model, not a curated record